Messenger RNA from Cynoglossus semilaevis (tongue sole), 313 nucleotides. RefSeq names its product cytochrome P450 2J5. Gene Ontology annotation, biological process: xenobiotic metabolic process. Gene Ontology annotation, molecular function: iron ion binding; oxidoreductase activity, acting on paired donors, with incorporation or reduction of molecular oxygen, reduced flavin or flavoprotein as one donor, and incorporation of one atom of oxygen; heme binding. Lineage: Eukaryota; Metazoa; Chordata; Actinopteri; Pleuronectiformes; Cynoglossidae. Gene Ontology annotation, cellular component: intracellular membrane-bounded organelle; cytoplasm. The record is from RefSeq and is a predicted model, not a curated record.
UAUGAGUCAUUCCCCAGUGUGAUGAAGCACUUACCAGGUCCUCACAACAAAUUAUUUACAAACUUUGACCUGGUCAAAGAUUUCAUCCAUGAGGAGGUAGAGAAGCACAAGAAAGACCUGGACCACAACAAUCCUCGGGACUACAUUGAUACUUUCCUUAUUGAAAUGGACAAGCACAAAGAACCUGAACUUGGCUUCAAUGAGACAAAUCUGACUCUGUGCUCUCUGGAUUUGUUCCUGGCUGGAACCGAGACCACUUCUACCACUUUACAGUGGGCUUUGGUUUACCUGAUCAACCACCCAGAUGUUCAGG